Molecule: messenger RNA, 750 nt
Organism: Zasmidium cellare ATCC 36951
Lineage: Eukaryota; Fungi; Ascomycota; Dothideomycetes; Mycosphaerellales; Mycosphaerellaceae
Exons: 1
Coding region: 1-750 (249 amino acids)
Source: RefSeq, a predicted model, not a curated record
AUGGCGACCGAUUGUGAGCCAUCUUGCGUGGCUUACCACGCCAAGAAAGAGCCCAACAACCAACUAAGAAUUCCUGCACCCGAAGAUGGAGGAAUUGAAACACAGCGCUUGCAAGCCGACAGCCUGUACGGCUCCUUGAAUCCCCUGAAGACAUGGCAGAUUCGCAUUCUCGAGUUACGGCCCCGAUCUGAGCAGUCUGGCUUGGUUGGACGGCUGUUCAACGCAGCGAUGCUCGACGGAGGAGGCAUUGUCGAUCUCGAAACAAAGACAUGGCGUGAUUUCUUCGCGAUCUCCUACUUUUGGGGUGAGGACCAAACCCCGAGAUUCCGAAUGGACUGCAGCGGUCUACCAUACCUCUUGCAAAUCGAGGCGUAUCGAGCACUGAUACGAGUACGUGAUGAAGCUUCGCCGGUGUAUUUGUGGAUUGAUACGUUGUGUAUUAAUCAGCACGAUGUCCAAGAGAAGUCGGUUCAGGUGGCGAAGAUGCGGUCUAUUUAUCACAGCGCUGCGUGGGUUCUGGCGUACCUCGGCGAGCCUGAGGCCUGUGCUGAUGAUAGCGGCCUAGACGGAGAGGCUGUGGAUUUCGUUUUUGGCCUUCUGAACGACUACGAGGACUUCCAUCGCCUCAAGCCUAGCGAACAGGCGGCAGGCAGCUGUACGGUGACUGAACGCUUAAAAGGCUGCGACACAUCAGAGUGGCCGUUUUGUGACCGACAUGCUACUUUACUGGAGCGAGGAGUUCAUGUGUAA